Molecule: messenger RNA, 1797 nt
Organism: Solea senegalensis (Senegalese sole)
Lineage: Eukaryota; Metazoa; Chordata; Actinopteri; Pleuronectiformes; Soleidae
Product: odorant receptor 131-2-like
Exons: 1
Coding region: 31-930 (299 amino acids)
Biological process (GO): G protein-coupled receptor signaling pathway
Cellular component (GO): membrane
Molecular function (GO): G protein-coupled receptor activity
Source: RefSeq, a predicted model, not a curated record
GCUUCACAGAGCUCAGCAGGAGACACUGAGAUGAAUUCAAACAACUCAGUGUUUGGUCCGACUUUAGCACAGCGGCACAGUAAGGUCAUUAUCGUGCAGGUGCUGGUGGUGAUUUUUCUCUGCAUCAACUUGUUGCUGAUUGUGACCUUUUUUAAAAAUGAGUGUUUCCACACAACUGCUCGCUACAUCCUCUUUGCUGUGACGUUACUGUCGGACAGUUUCUUGUUCUUAGUGUCCGACCUUCUUUUCAUCUUUACCAUUUUUCAAGUCACCAUGUGGGUUUCAUUGUGCAGCUUCAUCUGCAUCAUUAUGGGCUUGUACCUCAUCGUCACACCGGUGACUCUCACAGCGAUGACGCUGGAGCGAUACGUGGCCAUUUGUAUGCCCCUACGUCAUGCGGAGCUGUGCUCCACACGCAGCACUGUACACAUCAUUCUCGUCAUUCACGGCCUCAGCUCUGUGCCCUAUGCCGUCUUUCUUUUCACCUUCUUUGCUUCAGCAUCUCUUGACUUUUACUAUCAAUACAGGAUGUGCUAUGUGGAGAUUUUAAUUGUGUAUAAAUGGCAGGAUCACAUCAGGUCAGUUGUGUUUCAGUUCUACUUCCUCAUCAUGUGUCUCAUCAUCAUGUUGUGCUACGCUAAAAUAAUGAAAGUGGCCAGAACUGCAUCAGACGAUGAUAAAAUAUCGAGCAAAGGACUCAAGACAGUGACUCUUCAUGCUUUCCAGCUGCUCCUCUGUCUCAUCCAGUUUUGGUAUCCUUUAAUAGCGUCCAGUCUAAUUCAUAUUGAUUUCACUGACUUACAACAUGUCCGGUUUUUCAGCUACAUAGUGUUUAAUCUUUCACCGCGGUGUCUUAGUCCUCUCAUUUAUGGCCUCAGGGAUGAAAUGUUUUUCACUGCAAUGAAAAAAUGCCUCUCCUGUGGCUUGUGAGACAGACAAUAAAAACAUUAAAAAUGUUUCACAUUUCCUUUAGUCAUUUAUUAGCUGUUAUAUUUUGUUAGAUAAUGCAUGUGAAACUACCAUUAAUGCACGAUUAUAUCCAGUAGGAGGUCGUAAAACUGCCAUUUAACACCACAACCAUCUACUAUGUAAUAGACUGUGUACUAAUUGAGGUUUUGUCUGCUGCUUUAAGAAAUGACUGACAGACCUGAUAUAAACAGAUUAUAUAACUUUUAUAAUGGACUGAAAUUUAACCUUUAACCUAAUGCUUUUGUCUACUACUGACUGAAAUUCAAGGGCCAAUUUAAAGUACAAAUAUUUACAUUGAGAAAAGCAAAUUUCUUGUCAAGCUUGUUGUCUCUUUUUGUUUGAUGUUACGUGUUUAAGGGGGUGGGGUGCUGUGAAAGGUCAGUGGGCUUUGGGGCUAAAAAUGAGGAGCCUAACUUAUACAAAAAGUACAUUUACUUUGCCACAUGAAACUUGUUACUUGGAGAUGACAAAACAAGUCUGAACUGGCAUUAUUUCAACAUGCUAACGUCCUCUUUAAUCAACAGAACUCUGUGGUGUUACGUUAAAAGGGUCUGGUGUCGAGCAAGGAAGCUGUGAGACACAAUGUAAUUCCCAACAUGUAAUAAGUUGCAGCAAUGAUUAAUUGAUUAAUCAUUUACUAUUUUGGUUUCAGCAUACAUGUUUAUCUGUGGAGCUAAAUGGCUGUAACUCAUCAUUUGUUACAUAGUUUAUAAAGUUUGAGGGAAACAUCUAUAUUAAAAGUGAACACACCAAUCACUGUGCAAACAUACAAGAACUGGUACUUUUCUUCGUUUUAUGUGACAGUAAUAAAGAAUGAGAACCUUUGAA